Messenger RNA from Daktulosphaira vitifoliae (grape phylloxera), 3407 nucleotides. It is a transcript of the gene Oga, whose product is annotated as protein O-GlcNAcase. The coding region runs from base 763 to 2112 and encodes 449 amino acids. Gene Ontology annotation, molecular function: metal ion binding; beta-N-acetylglucosaminidase activity. The record is from RefSeq and is a predicted model, not a curated record. Gene Ontology annotation, biological process: glycoprotein metabolic process. The transcript has 2 exons. Lineage: Eukaryota; Metazoa; Arthropoda; Insecta; Hemiptera; Phylloxeridae.
CGCACGAUGUUCUGUAAUGCGUGUUUUUAGCUAUUAGAUUGUUUCAUUGUGAUUUUUACUGUGAAAGAAUUUCUCUUGAUAUUGUUGGAUUACAAAAUCAUCCUCGUAGGAUUGUUUGAAACUUUAAUAACAAACAAUAUUUGAAAAGUUUAUACAUUUUUUAAUAAUAUAUUACUCUUCUGGAAUAGAUCGUCUAAGAUCGCCAAAGUUACAAUCGAGGAUUGUUAAGCUACUACUGCCAAGUGUACGACGCCCAUCAAACUGACACACUGAAACAAGAAGAAUCCGAGUAUCAUCAAUUGUGUCUCGUAUCAUCGUCACCACUUCUAAAAUGGUCGACAGUUGUUACGUUUCGCCGAAUGACAACUUUAUUUGUGGUGUUGUUGAAGGAUUUUAUGGAAGACCAUGGACUACUGAACAACGAAAAGAUUUAUUUCAAAAGUGAGUAGUUUUCCAAGCUGUUUUGUUAUAAUUUGCUUUGCAAGCUAAUUGUGUUUACCUUUAUCUUAUCUAGUAUAAGUAGGUCUAUCAUAAUUCCUUUUUUAGAAUUAUUUUUUAUUAAGAAAUACGUAUUAAGAUCAUUUCUUAUAAAUAACAUAUUCCUCUUGGACAAAAAAAUCACUAAACUAAAGUCUGUUCAAUUAUUAAUUAUAUAAUAAUUUUUUAUUGUAUUAAUUACACUUUAUUAUAAUAUAAACUAUUAAAGAAGAUUCUUGAACAUUUUUAAUUUGAAGUAAUUAAAUAAUCUAUUUUUUCACCAUAAUGGCUGUAGUUAAUAUGAAUAGUUUAAUGAAUGGAAAAGAUUCUAGAUGGCUACAACUUGAAGUAUGCCGUGAAUUUCAACGUAACAAGUGUUCUCGUAGUGAUACUGAAUGUAAAUUUGCACAUCCAGCAGCUAAUGUAGAUGUGCAGAAUGGAAAAGUUACAGCCUGCUAUGAUAGUAUCAAAGGAAGAUGUAACCGAACCAAACCUCCUUGUAAAUACUUCCAUCCUCCUCAACAUUUAAAAGAUCAACUUUUAAUAAAUGGUCGAAAUCACCUUGCUCUUAAAAAUGCUUUGGUACAACAAAUGGGACUAGUAGCCAACCAACCAAUAGUUCCUGGACAAGUUACUACUCCUUUACCAAAUCCAGCUUAUUUAGCUCAGUUACCUAGUGCUCAACUUGGUAGUACUUUCAAUCCUUAUUUUAACCAUUCUAACCCUCUGGUUAAUCCAUUGACUCAAUUUUUUGCUCCCAAUCCAAAUAAUUUAACGAUGGCUGCAGCUAUGCAACAGACUGUUUUACCUCAAAAUUUACAAGCCCCUGAACGUUUAGACAUGGAUUUUAGUAAAUUAUCACCCUUUUACUUUGAAAAUUUAACUCUGCCUGGAUUAAUGUCAUUCAAAAGACCAUCUGUUGAUAAAGCAGGAUUACCAAUGUUUCAACCCAGUGCAGCUGCUGCAUAUCAGCAAUUAUUCCAAUUUGUUCCGCCUCAAACUGAGUAUCCACCUACUUCAACAGCUACUACAUUAUCAGCUCUACCUAAAACACAACCUCAAACUGUAGCUCAACCACAACCUCAACAGCAAACUCAACCAUCUAUUGCUCCUCAAAAAUCACAAACUCCUGAACUUCCAACGACUACCCAAGCUCAAUUGCAAUCACAACAAUUGGCUGCUUUUCAUCAGUUAUUAGCCAUGUCCCCUCAGCAGCAGCAACAACUUCAACAACAGCAAUCUCUACAGCAACAGCAACAAGUUCAGUUGGCUCAAGCCCAAAGUCAGGCUCAAGCUCAUUUAGCUCAAUCCCAGGCUCAAGUGCAAAGUCAAAUGCAAGAUCCUGCUCAGCAAGCACAUAUGCAACAACAAGCAUUCGCAGCAGUUUUUAAUCAGUUAAUAGCUAUGCGUCCUCCUCCUCCUCCAUUGGCAACAUUUCAAGCUCCACAAUUAGCACCAAACCCAAAUUUGAUGACAUCACCAUCUAUGAAACAAUUUAUAGCUGCACAAAUACAACAUCACAUACAUAAUAGCAAUAUUAAUGGAAAUAUAAAUGCUGCUGCUUUAAAUGGAAAUAUUAACAGUAAAAAUGAUGAUGAAGUACAACAACCUUUUAAAAAAAUGAAAACUGCUUGACAGUUUUGGGUUUAUAGUUUCUCUAGAGAUGGUGUACAUUAUCAAUUUUUGCUUUUUAUUUGUUUAAUAUCCAUUAAUUUUUAACUAUUGUUCCAGAUCAUAAUAAUCACUUUAUUUUUGUGUAGUAGUUUUUAUGAAACUAAUUUUUAAUUUAUUUUUAACGACAGUCUUCACAAUUUUGAAUUAUUUAUAAUAAUCUUCUUUGAGCCAUUUUAUAGACUAUGUGUUUUUAACAAUUAUUUUUGCAUUAUAUAAUAACAUUUAAGUUGUAUUGCAUAUAAAAUUAUUAAUCAAGCUUUAGUCAGUUAUUAUUAUUUUAUAUCAUCAAUAUUAUUGUUUAUCAGUUUGAUAUAUUAUUGUAAUUCAUUAUUAUUUAUCUAUUGUAUCAUAUAGUUCCUUCGCAAGUGCUUAUUAGUCUUUGUAAUUAUUACUUAUGACUACUAUUUCUGCAUCGACAUAGUUUAGUGAUUUGAGUCCAUUAUUAUUUUUCUCGCAUUUGCUAUCAAGGCAAAUUUAAUUUUAUAUAAUUAAAUGGUUUUAUGAAAAGCUUAUUAUGUAAACUUAAAAAAUACUAUUUUUGAAGAUUUGUAGAACAUUGAUGUUCUAGUUAUUUUUUUACCAAUGUUUUAAAAAUAUAUUUGUUAACAGUCUAUUUUUAAAAUUAAAGUAACUUUAAGAAUGUUUUAAUGUCUUACAAGCUGUUAUAUAGAAUUUAUAAAUUUGUAAUUUAAGAUCAUUUUUUAAUUGUGAUAACAGGUAUUGCCUACAUCAAUGUAAUUUAUAUUUAAACUCAACUACCUCUUUUUUAUAAUUUAAAUGAUUGUCAUUCCAAAAUUUAAUCCUUAAUGUAAUCUAUAGCAAUUACAAUGUUUCUAAUAUUUUUCAUACUUAUUGUGCAUGUGCAAUAAAAAAAAACACUGCUCAGCCAAUAUAAUGCCCACCAAGCUUCCUUUUUUCAUGAAAACCUUGUGUUUUUUUUUAUUAUUAUUUAAACAUACUAACUAUACUGUAAUAUGAACACUGAAAAUUUGUGGGAUUGGAGUUCAGCUUGUGUGGAAAUACUUUAGUUAAAAUAGAACUUACUGUUAAAUAAUAAGACUACAAAGCUUACACUAGCCAUUAUUCAUCUUGGUUAUUGGCAAUUUACAAAGAUAUAAAUAAUUUUAUCUAGGCCUAUAUGUAUGUUGCAAUUACUUAUGGUAGAUUUAAGGCUAUUUUUCUAUAGUUAAAUGCUUUAAAAACAUAUUGUGAAUAAAGUAGCUUGUACUUAAUAAAGGUGGCAUACCUAAGCUAGA